Molecule: messenger RNA, 3505 nt
Organism: Spodoptera exigua (beet armyworm)
Lineage: Eukaryota; Metazoa; Arthropoda; Insecta; Lepidoptera; Noctuidae
Source: the annotation of a GenBank genome assembly
AGAACAUGAGUAUAAAAGUAUCCAGUGAUAUCGGAUAGUAGUGGUCAAGGUCACGGUUAAGCAACUAAAUUCUAUAACCCACAUAUUGUUGGAACUUUGACCAUUCGUUGGCGAUUAUCUAAUUUUGUUGGUUAAUACAUAUGGGAACUCGUCCGGUGUGAAAUUCGUCAGUUCGGCGACCGCAAUUUCACUUUCGUGAGGCGCUUUCUCGUUUUGUCACUUUCGAAAAAUUCAUUACUUGUGUGAAUCAAACCCGUUUUCGUUUGUUGCAAAUUCCAUUAAAAAGUGUUAAAUAAUUUUCGGGAACCGUGCAUGGUAUUUUGUUUCACGUUAAAUGGAUUUUGAUCAAAAAAUAUGGUGUAUACCGAGGCAUAUUUGAAGGAGAAGCUGACCAAGGAUUUGGACGCCGUUCACGUCGAGGUGACGGAUGAUAGUGACGGCUGUGGCGCGAAGUUUACUGUUCUGAUCGUGUCUGACAAGUUCCAAGGGAAGCCGUUACUUGCCAGGCAUAGAUUGGUGAACACAGUACUUCAGGAAGAACUGAAGAGCAUACACGCAUUUACGCAAAAGACGCUCACGGUUGAACAGUGGAACGCGCAAAAGUCUUGAAAUGUAAUUUGGAAAUAAUAAUGAAGUAGAACAAAAUUUAUAUGUUGUUUUUAUUAGAUCCUUGCGUGUAAAAAGACUUGUUAAAAAUGUUGAACGGAAUUGAUAAUUUGUACACUGUCAGUGUAUCGGCUCCCGGUAAGGUGAUCCUCCAUGGAGAGCAUUCGGUAGUGUACGGGAAGACAGCGGUCGCCGUCAGUCUAGGACUGAGGAGCUCUAUUGUUAUAAAGGAAGUAAACUACCAUGUGGAACCGACGAUAAGGAUUCAUUUGCCAUGCGUUGGACUAGAAGAGACCCUACCACUAGAACCCACAGUAAAAAGCCUGUUCCAUCCAAAGCUAGCUCCAGGCAUCACAGGCAAAUUCUCCUGGAGAUUGCCAGACAAAAUAGACCAUGACAGUCACUUAAGAAGAGUAGACGAGUUCCUACAUUUAAUUAAACCAAACUUCGAUGCCCUACAAAACAACCAAAAGAACUCACUACGAAGUUUCCUCUACGUUUUUUCUGGAAUUUUCGGGAGUACAAACCUUCCUGUUAAGUCCAUGGAGAUCUCUUUAGGCUCUGAACUGACUAUUGGAGCGGGAACUGGCAGUUCAGCGUCCUUUGCCGUCUGCCUAGCUGGUGCUCUCAUCCAACUGCUUAAAUUAAAGAGCUCGACUGGUUUCGACGCUUUUUAUGAUCAAACCAGUGAAGACUUUAGUAUGAACGAAAGAGAGAUCAUAUCGGAAUGGGCGUACAACUGCGAGAGGAUAAUGCAUGGGUCACCUUCAGGUAUAGACAACGCAACAUGCACUUUCGGUUCCUUGGUGUCGUUCAAGAAAGGCAGUAAGCCUCGUCAUUUAGACAUUAAGAUGGACCUUAGGGUCCUACUGGUGGACUCGCGGGUCUCCAGGGAGACCAGAGCUCUGGUCGUGAAGGUUGCAGCCUUGAGGCAGAGGAACACAGCGGCCGUCGACCAUAUACUUGAUGCCUGUGAUCAUGUCGCGCACACAGCCACGCAGGUUUUGGAAAAACUCUCCAGUGGCAAGUGUGAAAUAGACUACGAUGCUGAAUAUCAGCAUUUAGCAGAACUGUGGGACAUGAACCACUGUCUGCUGUCGGCCCUGGGUGUGUCACACCCGGCUCUCGAGGCGAUACGGGGCGCCGCACGCGCUAAGGGACUCGCCUGCAAGCUUACCGGAGCUGGAGGGGGCGGAUAUGCGAUGGUAUUGAUACCUCCAUCGACACCGCGUUCCGUGGUAGACUCCCUUUGCGGUCAACUCUUGGAGAACGGUUUCCGUGUGAAAGAGACCCGGCUGGGCGGGCCCGGCGUCUCCAUCGAGAUGUGACGACGAGCGCCCGGCAAACGCCCGCGUCUCUCAUAGCCACGGUCCCAACAUCCAUGCUACAUUAUUUAAAUCAAAACAAACAAGUGUCGCACGACAGUUGCGCAACUAUCGCGCGACUUUCUCUUGCCACACUUGCUUAUUCUGACUACAAAUAAUUAGUAAACACGUGGGUACUAGGAGUUUUAGUGUUUAUAAAGACAGUUUUAUAAAAUAAUUGCGUCAAGUGAUGAACUGUCUUUGGACGGGGGAGGGAUAUGGUCUGUGUCGAAUUAUGUACCUGGGUACGUUAAAUGUAGUCAAUACAACUACAGUAUUAAUGGAUGGGCAGCGUUAGUUCGGGAUUUGGUAUUGGUGUCCGAUAAGUGCAAUGUUGAGUGACUGGAAAACCUCAUGAUGUAAUCUCUUUUGUAGAUUCAAAUGAUUAUAAUCUUUGAAUCAAUGAAAAGGCUAUUCUAAUAGAAUUAAUAUUUAAUUCAAUGCUGAGUUUACAAACUCGAAAUGUUGAGAAUGAAGUGUACAGUGGAUGAAUGGCAUGUCUCCCCGAUAACAUUUUCUAUUGGGAAGCACAUGUACUAUAUUUACGGUCAUAAAAAGGUCUGUGAAAACUAUUUGUAUAGUAUUUUCUACCUCGGAAACUUCUUUAGGGUCUUUGUAUAAUUAUACGUCGCCAAAGUUGCGCCACUGUUGUGCCACUACUAUAGUAACCUGGGCAACUGUUGCGCAACUUUACGGCUACAAAAGACAUCUACAAAGGCUUGCCAUCUUGCAUUUGAUCUUCUCACAAGAUUCAAGCUAUUAUAUGUCUUAUAGACAGUACUUUUAUGUAAUACCUAUGAACUGGUUGUAUUUAUAUGUUAAAACAGUACAAUGCGUAAUUAUUAUAUGAAUACGUCAGAAUUGUCACUGCAAAUAUAAUUUGAAAUAUUUUACACCAGUGAAUCUAUGAUAUUUAUUAUUUAAUGAUUUUUCCUAUAAUUUGGAUGUCAGGGUUUUGCCCGGUACGAAUUUAAAGUAUCAAAAAAAUAAAUGAAAAGAUGCAUGUCUUGUAAAUGCAUGUUAUGUAAAAAGGAAUGUAACAUAUUGCAUGUUUAAUAGAAAAAAGAAAAUAACGGAUUGAAGAGGGUAUUUCUAAAUUGAACCUUCUUGUUGUAAACAUAGUUUUUAAGAUUCAAAUACCUGCUUGCUUGAGUUAGGACUAUUUUCUAUUGAGCAUGCGUAAGAUGUGGUGGUUUGAUUCCCACAAGUGAAUCGCGCAUUUCCCAGUUCGUGACAAUUUUGACUCAACGUCGAAAUAAUUCAGUUCCAAUAUUUAAUUUAAUUAUGUUUUUAAAUGAUAUUGUCAUAUUUAUUAUAGAAUAAUAAUAAUAAUUAUUAUUAUAUUAUUAGUUUAAUUUCUCUAUAGCGUACCCACCUUUUUUCUUCAUAAUUUAUUACGGGUGUUUUUGUUAAUGGUUUUUUGUGGCCUCAAAUCUCUUUACCACAAAAGUCUAUCUCUUAUUAUGUGAAGGUGAUAAGACAGGAUCUCUCUUCUCACCCUUCAAUAGCGCUUACGCAUAAUUGUGGAAAUUGGU